AUCGCUAUUAGAAAAGGUGAGCCGAUUUCAGACUUCCUGCAAUACUGGUUUAAACACCAGCCUGCAAAAGACUAUCGUGUGUUAAAGGAGAAGGGUUACAACCCGUCAUAACAUCUGGAAUGGCUUGUCAGUGGGAUGAUUUGAGCCAAAUCAUGAACUCGCCGGACUCGCUGUCCAACCCUAGUCGAGGAACCAUUAAGGAUAAAGCGGGUUUUAAUCCAGCUGAGGAUGCUGCUGCUCUGAAGAAGGCCAUGAAAGGAUUCGGCACCGAUGAGAAGGUUCUGAUUAAUAUCCUGACUCAGAGAAGCAGCGCUCAGCGUCAGCAGAUCUGUAAAGCGUACAAGGACGCGACAGGAAAGGCUCUUGUGGACGCUAUAAAGGGAGACACCAAGGGGAACUUUGAGGACAUCCUGGUGGCUCUUGUUACCCCACCAGGGCACUUCGACAUGCAGGAAGUCAAAAAAGCGAUUAAAGGAGCUGGAACCACAGAGAGCACGCUGAUCGAGAUCCUCGCCUCCAGAUCUAACCAACAGAUCAAAGCUCUGUCUGACGCUUAUGUACAAGCGACGGGGAAAGCGCUGACUUACGAUCUGAAGUCGGAGGUGGGAGGAGACUUUGGGAAAGCUCUGAUCACUCUGGCUGAGGGCAAAAGAGACGAGAGUAAAAAUGUGGAUGCUGCUAAAGCCAGCGCUGAUGCGAAGGCCCUGUACAGCGCCGGAGAGAAGAGACUGGGGACAGACGAGGGCAAGUUCAUCGAGAUCCUCUGCCAAAGGAGUGUUCCUCAACUCCGACAAACCCUGGUGGAAUAUAAGAACCUGAGUGGGAAAACCCUGCAGCAGAGCAUUGAGAGAGAGAUGAAUGGAGAUUUAGAGAAACUUUUAGUAGCUGUAGUGAAGUGUGUGAAGAGUGUCCCGGCUUACAUGGCAGAGCAUCUCCAUAAGAGCAUGAAGGGAGCGGGCACUAACGAGGCCAUGCUGACUCGGAUCAUGGUGAGUCGCUCUGAGAUCGAUCUGAUGGACAUCAAGGCAGAGUAUAAAAAAAUGUACAGCCGUUCCUUAUACUCCGACAUCAAGUCUGAUACGACGGGAGAUUAUGAGAAAACACUGCUGGGGAUCUGCGGCUCUCAGGACGCCUGCCUCAUGGUAGACUCUGACCAGUUACCUCCUUGGUCUUCCAUCCAGUUUGGACUUCAACCUACUCGAACCUCUGAAAUGUCUUCUCAGUGGGAUGAUUUGAGCCUCCUUCUGGACUCACCGGACUCGCUGUCCCACCCUACUCGAGGAACCAUUAAGGAUAAAGUGGGUUUUAAUCCAAAUGAAGAUGCUGCUGCUUUAAGGAAGGCCAUCGAGGGAAUCGGCACCACUGAGAAGACUCUGAUCGACAUCCUGACUCAGAGAAGCAGCGCUCAGCGUCAGCAGAUCUGUAAAGCGUACAAAGACGCGACAGGAAAGUCUCUUGUGGACGAUCUGGAGGGAGACACUCACGGACACUUUGAGGACAUCCUGGUGGCUCUCGUCACUCCGCCAGCUCAGUUCGACAUGCAGGAAAUUAAAAAAGCCAUGAAAGGAGCUGGAACCACAGAGAGCACGCUGAUCGAGAUCCUCGCCUCCAGAUCUAACCAACAGAUCAAAGCUCUGUCUGAUGCAUACAUACAAGAGACGGGGAAAGCACUGACUUACGAUCUGAAGUCGGAGGUGGGAGGAGACUUUGGGAAAGCUCUGAUCACUCUGGCUGAGGGCAAAAGAGACGAGAGUAGAAAUGUGGACGCUGCUAAAGCCAAAGCUGACGCGAAGGCCCUGUACGAGGCUGGGGAGAAGAAAUGGGGGACGGACGAAGACAAGUUCAUCGAGAUCCUCUGUCACAGGAGUGUUCCUCAACUCAGACAAACCCUGGUGGAAUAUAAGAACCUGAGUGGGAAAACCCUGCAGCAGAGCAUUGAGAGUGAGAUGUCUGGAGAUCUAGAGAAUGUUUUAGUAGCUGUAGUGAAGUGUGUGAAGAGUGUCCCAGCUUACAUGGCAGAGCUUCUCCACAAGAGCAUGAAGGGAGCGGGCACUAACGAGGCCAUGCUGACUCGGAUCAUGGUGAGUCGCUCCGAGAUGGAUAUGAUGGACAUCAAGGCCGAGUAUAAUAAAAUGUACGGCCGUUUCUUAUACUCCGACAUCGAGUCUGAGACAUCGGGAGAUUAUGAGAAAACGCUGCUGGGGAUCUGUGGAUCUCAGGGGGCCUGAAGUCCACCUCAUCACCCUGAAAAUCACACAGGAGCAUAGAUCACCAGAACUAGCAUCACUUCCUGUUUUUUUAUUUACUAACUAAAUCAAACCCUUGAUGUUAAUAAUCACAGAUAUUACAGAAACUAGAUGAAGUAUGAUGUGGAUGUAACUGAUGCAUUUACUCACAUAGAUUUCUCUCUAAAAAAAAAAACGCUGUAUGUCUGAGCCUCGAGAUAUAUUACCUCUACACUGGAAAGAUUUUGAGAAAUAAAACUCACUUCAUGCUAAGAAUU
Molecule: messenger RNA, 2503 nt
Organism: Hemibagrus wyckioides
Lineage: Eukaryota; Metazoa; Chordata; Actinopteri; Siluriformes; Bagridae
Gene: anxa3b
Product: annexin A3b
Exons: 28
Coding region: 120-2228 (702 amino acids)
Cellular component (GO): cytoplasm
Molecular function (GO): phospholipase inhibitor activity; calcium-dependent phospholipid binding; calcium ion binding
Source: RefSeq, a predicted model, not a curated record